Prunus dulcis (almond) is the source of this 1753-nucleotide messenger RNA. RefSeq names its product 36.4 kDa proline-rich protein-like. Lineage: Eukaryota; Viridiplantae; Streptophyta; Magnoliopsida; Rosales; Rosaceae. The coding region runs from base 139 to 1476 and encodes 445 amino acids. The transcript has a single exon. The record is from RefSeq and is a predicted model, not a curated record.
UCUCACUCUCUCUCUUAUGUACAUACUCACUCACAACAUGUCUCACCAUAUCUCUAUAAGAAGGCUUUUGCAUGGUGUUGGGUUUCAAUAUCCGGUCUUAAACAACCCAACUCUUUUGAGGGUUGUGGAGUUUUGAACAUGGGGAAUUAUACCCUGGCUUUGCUCUUAGUCCUCAUUGUGAAUUUGGGUAGUUUGCUCACUUCUCUUGCUAACUCCUACUGUCCACCACCAACAUACCCUCCACACUUGCCACCCAAACAGCCUCCUCAUGUAAAGCCACCCUUCAUCCCUAAACCACCUAAACACCCACCUCAUCCCCCUCAUGUAAAGCCUCCCUCUGUUCCCAAACCACCAUCAAAACCACCUCUUCCUCCUCGUGUAAAGCCUCCCUAUGUUCCCAAACCACCAUCAAAACCACCCCAUCCCCCUCAUGUAAAGCCUCCCUAUGUUCCCAAGCCACCAUCAAAACCACCCCAUCCCCCUCAUGUAAAGCCUCCCUAUGUUCCCAAGCCACCAUCAAAGCCACCUCAUCCUCAUCCACCCCAUGUACCCAAACCACCACACGGCCCCAAACCCCCCAUUGUAUAUCCUCCCCAUAUACCAAAACCUCCUUCUGUCCCCAAACCACCUAUUGUGAGACCUCCCUUCAUCCCCAAGCCUCCUAUUGUCAAACCACCACCCCACCCCAAACCCCCAAUUGUGCACCCACCCUUUAUCCCCAAGCCCCCAAUUGUGCACCCACCCUUCAUCCCCAAGCCCCCAAUCGUGCACCCACCCUUCAUCCCUAAACCCCCAAUUGUGCACCCACCCUUCAUCCCCAAACCCCCAGUUGUACAACCACCACCACCAUAUGUACCCAAGCCGCCAGUUGUACAACCCCCACCAUUUGUACCCAAGCCCCCAGUUGUAAAACCCCCACCAUUUGUACCCAAGCCCCCAGUUGUACAACCCCCACCACCCUAUGUACCCAAGCCCCCAGUUGUACCAGUUAAGCCACCACCAUCACCACCUGUUGUACCACCAAGCCCACCAACACCAACACCUACCCCAGUUGUACCAGUUAAGCCACCACCAUCACCACCUGUUGUACCACCAAGCCCACCAACACCAACACCUACCCCAGUUGUGCCAGUUAAGCCUCCUCCACCCACUGAGACACCAUGUCCUCCUCCACCACCACCAACACCAGUGCCAACCCCAUCACCACCACCAAAGAACACGUGUCCCAUCGACACUCUCAAGUUGGGAGCUUGUGUGGAUGUGUUGGGUGGCCUCAUUCACAUUGGAAUUGGCAGCAGUGCCAAGGAUGCAUGCUGUCCAGUGCUUCAAGGGCUGGUGGACUUGGAUGCUGCAAUUUGCCUUUGCACCACCAUCAAGGCUAAGCUUCUCAACAUCAACAUCAUCAUCCCCAUCGCUCUUCAGGUUCUGAUUGACUGUGGGAAAACUCCACCCUCUGGAUUCCAGUGCCCUGCAUAGUUGAAGUUGAUCAUCACCUCAGCACAGUUCUAAAUAUCCCAAUUAGUGGUCACUGUGGUUUAAUUAAUUAGCAUAAUAUGUGUCAGCUAAUAAUUAAUAGCAUGUGAGAGCUUGGAAGUGAAAACUACUUCUUGAGGGAUCAAUUUCUGUAAUUUGUUGUUUUGUUUUUUGUUUAUCUGAUAGUGUAUCAGAUCGAUAUACUGUGGUAAUCUUAAUUAUUAAGUCAUGUCGGUGCUGAGUUUUUUGGCUUAAAGAAGAACUUAAUAAUUUGCAUCGA